Messenger RNA from Brassica rapa (field mustard), 3929 nucleotides. Its product is annotated as dirigent protein 7. The record is from RefSeq and is a predicted model, not a curated record. Lineage: Eukaryota; Viridiplantae; Streptophyta; Magnoliopsida; Brassicales; Brassicaceae.
AUUUGCUUUUGGUUGAUAGAUCAAUCAAUACUCCACGUUUGUCGGUUACAUUAAAGAGAAAGGGUUAGAGUUGUUUCCGGCGAAAGAUGUGUUCUACAGUUAUACUAGUAGUUUAGUCCAAGCAUAUUUCCACCUACUCCGGCUUGGAUUAUAGUAUUCAUACUAUAAAAAUUGAAUGUUCAUCAACAAGUGUGCAUAGUAAUAUUAUAGUCUCCAGUAUCUACCAACCCAAAUUAAUGAAGUCACAAACUCGCAAAACAUGUUUUAAAGUGUGCAUAACCGUCAUACUUUAAAACAAUUUUUUUUUAUAUUUUAUAUUUAAUAUCUAAUAGAUAUUUUGGCUUUUUGCAUGUCUCUUUUGACUAAUGCUUUUUGCAUGUUAUAGCCUUUUAAAAAUUGUUCAUGUCACUUGUGUUGUAAUUAAAUAGGCUAUUAGCUUAAAAUCAUAUUAGUCAUCAAAUAUGAUGGUUCGAAGUAGAGAGAAACAGUCAACCUUUGUUUGUAAAAGAUGCUUAGGCCAGACUCUCAGACUGAUCUUCUUCCAAAAAAAACAUCCAAUGGUUUUGCAUUAAUUUUUUUCUCAUGUUUCUAGAUUGGAAAACUUAAUUAAUCGCAGCAAAAAGGCUCUUCAAGCUCAUUUCCUUUAUAGUGGACAUCAUGAUUUGGACCAUCUUUGGAAUCAUUUCUAAUUUUUAGUUUUUUUAAUAAAAUAUUCAGUGACAAAAAAAAGAUUUUCAUAUACAAAAUAUUUCCCAAGUUAUGAUAUAAAAGACCGUAAUCUUGACAUGUGCUUUUCAUUUGGGUUUGAUUAAGCAGAGACCUUUAUACAUAACGAAGAAACAAAACAGAAAGCUAAAGAAUCACAUUUAGUUUGAGCAAUGGAAGUGCUAUCGGCUAUGAUUUUCAAAUUGUGGGUGAACCUUUGGAACUGAAUACUUCAAAGUUCAAUCUCUUUUCUUCGUGUUUAGGAUAAACCGUUUUAUGACCUUUGAAGAUGUGAUCCGUUGCUUUGAGUCUAGAUGCGCACUUGGCUCAUCAAUCAGAUAGAUAUCUGGCUGGCUUCCCGAGGCAUAAAGUAAUGACAAACCUCUGCCUCUCUCCAUCUGAAAGUUUAUUUACCGUUUGAUCCAACAACGCUUCAAUCUGAAGCGGUCUCAUUGCAUCCGACACAAACUGAGUAUGUGUAUAUGCAUCAUGUAUCUUAUCAUGUAACAACUGUCUCAGUGUUGUACACUCGCGCUUCCAAUCAUAUACUUGCGGUUUGUAUGACACAUUAAACUCUGGCAUCCCUGAUUCUAUACACCCUCGUCACGUAGGAAUGCAUCUACCUGCAUGAGGAUACUUGUUUUAUUCCUUCAAAUUCUAACCAAAAUAAAGGAGAGAUAAAACAAAGAUUCCGCCCAGUACCGUUCUCCCCCAGCAUUGCAAUAAUCCGAGAGUCUGUGAACUCCUUCCAUCACAUCGAUCUUGAAAUCUCCUAUUUUCUUACUUAUGUAAAUUCGGGUAUUUGUAUCUUCCAUAGGACUUUCACUUUCAAGUCGCUCCAUUGUGGAGUAUCAGACACCUUGAAAGGAAACAACAACUAACAUAUCAGUCACAAAUUCUCUAGUGGGAGGUGCGUUAGAACCCAUUGCCAGGGAGGUGCGCUAAAUGUCAUUGCCAUCAUUGGAAAAGCUCUAGUGGGUCAUCGAUGAUAUCAUGAUGAUGCACUUCUGAUCUCUCUUUCGCUUUUUGUUUCAAACUAAUUUUGGGUUACAUUAUUGAACUUCUAGGCUUUCAGUAGAUAAGUACUUAUCUUGGAUUCAGAUUAUAUUUCAGGUCGUGGGUUUUUUAUUUAUUAGAGAGAGCUACAUUUUAUAAUGACCACCAAAUCAUUUUAUUUAUUAGAAAAAUUCACAACUGGUGACAGCAACUAAAACUACACCAAACACUUUGAUAAUGACUACCAAACCAUCUGUCAUCGUCAUUUAACGGGUUGAUUAAAAAAAAAGGACUUGUAAGUAUGAACUAGACCCGUUGACCAUAACGAAAUGAAAAUGCCGAUACACCGAAUUAACACAAAAAUAUACAUAUUCGUAACAACUAACCAGUAGUGCACUGCCACGUUGCUUAUUGCUAUUGGUUGGUAAAAAAUAUUAAAUAUGACAUACUGCUCAAAAUAAUACUUUCUCUUCCCGAAAAUAAGAUUUUAUAGAAUUUUCAUGUUCAUUAAAAAUAUAAUAAAUUACAAUUUAAUUUACAAUCUAUUUUUCAAUAUAAUUUCUAAUAACUAUCUACUAAUAAAAUUUAAUCAAUUCAAAUAUUUACAAUUGAUGUUUUUUAAAAGUAUACAAAAGUACUUUAAAAAUAUAGAAAAUCUAUUUUUGUGGAACAAAAAUAAAUUCUAAAAAAAUUAUUUUCGAAAACAGAGGGAAUAACAUGUUGGGAUAAAUUAACAAGUCAACACUCGUUGGAAGAAUUUUUACGUUAACAUAAUUAAUAUGAAUAAGAUAAAAGAACAAUGGAUAAUUUUCCAUUUCUUCAUCAAAGUUAUAUAAUUUAGUUCAGAACUAUUUUGUUUUCAAAAUUUAAGAGAACAAACUAGAAUUAAUUAACUCUUAACUUAACAUCCUUAAAAUCAUAUUUUAGAUAGAGAUAAAAUAACAAUACUGGCUGCUUUAUACAAGUCGGGCUUGACCCCACGCUCUUGAAACAUUUGAAUGAAAAGUGGCCAUUUGAAAAAAUAUUUAUAUAUUAUCUAAAACUUUAAAUGUAAAAUAGAAAGAAAAUAACAAAAAGCAGCUUUACAUAACUAUAUUAAAAAUUAUAAUAACUAAAAUGUUCUUAAAACUUUGAAGUUGCUAAAAAUAUUUUCUCUUAAAAAGUAAUUUAAAUAAAAAUUUUGUUCAAAAAUAUAUUUUUAAUAAAACUUAAAUAAAACUUUUUGUUUUGAAUGGGGGCCUCCGACUUUUCUUUCUUUUUCCCGGCCAGCGAAUACGAAUUAUGGCAAAUAAAAAUCAUAUAUUGAUUCCCAGCCAUCGUCUUUUUAUUCUUAUUGUACUGAAGAGUCUAUAAUCUAUUAUAUAUAUAUAUAUAUAACAUAUAUCAACUAGAAAUAAAUCUCAUACCACAAUCCACACAUAUGGCAAAGCUCAUCCUCAUCCUCAUCAUCGCCUCCCAACUACUCCUUCUCACGGCCGUUGUCUCCGCCGGAAAAGGCGAUGACUUUGCAAAAGUCAUUGACCGGAAACUCCUAGGCCUCCGUAAAGAGAAACUCACUUUCUUCCGUGUCUACUGGCACGACAUCCAAAGCGGCUCAAACCCUACCUCGGUCGUGCUCAGACCUCCUCUCUCCAACUCCUCCUUCUUCGGAGCGGUCACUGUCAUCGAUAACCGGUUAACCACGGGGGUCCCCGUGAACUCGACUUUGGUAGGCCAGGCCCAAGGGAUAUACGCUGCUGUGGGACAGCACGACUCGUCUGCGCUUAUGGUUAUGAACUUUGCGUUCAAGACAGGGAAGUAUAACGGAAGCACGAUCUCGAUACUUGGUAGAAACGAGGUGUUGACUAAGGUUAGGGAGAUGCCGGUGAUCGGAGGAAGUGGACUGUUCCGGUUCGCUAGAGGUUAUGUCGAGGCAAGGACCAUGUGGUUUGAUCAAAAGACAGGAGAUGCUACUGUUGAGUACAGCUGUUACGUCAUGCACUACUAGCUACAUAAUAUAAUAGUGUGUGUAUCUUUGUUUAUUGUGAAUUUGCGACUGUCGUUACUUACGUAACAUUUUGCAUUUACCGAGUGUUGUUGUUUGGCGUUUGUUGCAUGUCACGUUGUGUGGUCUGAUCAUUGAGAGGGGGCAACGUAGUUAAUUAUAUGUUUUUAUAGUAUAUUCAUUGUAAUGGUUUUAUUUCAUUUACAAAAUAAAAAGUGGUUGUUUCUACGUGAAACAGACAAUA